Linepithema humile (Argentine ant) is the source of this 2038-nucleotide messenger RNA. RefSeq names its product mitochondrial-processing peptidase subunit alpha. NCBI's taxonomy places the organism in Eukaryota, Metazoa, Arthropoda, Insecta, Hymenoptera, Formicidae. Gene Ontology annotation, molecular function: metalloendopeptidase activity; metal ion binding. Gene Ontology annotation, cellular component: mitochondrion. The record is from RefSeq and is a predicted model, not a curated record.
CGAUUCAGUCUUGGGAGUCUAUAAUCUAACCUAAUGUUAAAAUUUUAUUCAAACUUUAUCCGUGAAAUAUUGUCGAAUGUACUCGAAUAAACUCAUUCGUGUGUCCGUUGUAUAAAAAUUGAAUUUUUUUUAAUAUACCUGUCUGUAGACGCACACUUCAAAUAUAUUUUUGUAAUUUUCAAUAAAGAUAUAGGUUACGUCUGCAUGUUAUAAAUUUUUUUCGUGUUGACAAAAUGUACAACAUGUUUUCAAGAGUGUCGCAAAAGCCGUUAAUUGUGGCGAUUAAAAGAAGUUCUACCCACACAAAAUAUUUUAAUGUCUGGCAAAGGUAUAACUUCUCUUCGCAAAGAAUACCUCCUGAUUUAAAAGAUCUGAAAGAGACCGUUACAUCAUUUCCACCGUUAACAGAACCUGUCCCAAAUUUACCAAAACCUAUUUACUCUACUGCAAAGGAAGAGCAUCAAAUAACACAAAUUACAGUUUUACCAAAUGGCUUAAAAGUUGCAUCUGAAAAUCGGUUUGGACAAUUUUGUACUAUAGGUGUUCUUAUUGAUUCAGGUCCACGAUAUGAGGUAACAUAUCCAAAUGGUAUCUCGCACUUUCUUGAAAAGUUAGCGUUUGGUUCUACAAACACGUAUGACAGCAAAGACAAGAUAAUGCUGGCUUUAGAAAAACAUGGCGGUAUAUGUGACUGCCAAGCAUCUCGGGAUACAUUUGUCUAUGCAGCAUCAGCGGAACGUCGUGGUUUGGAUAUAGUGACACAAGUCCUAGGUGACAUUGUCUUAAGACCUCAAAUUACAGAAGAAGAGGUACAAAUUGCCAGACAAACAGUGCACUUCGAAUUAGAGUCAUUACACACCAGGCCAGAACAAGAGCCCAUAUUAAUGGACAUGAUUCAUGCUGCUGCGUAUAAACUCAACACAUUAGGUCUACCAAAAAUCUGUCCACAAGAAAACAUUGAAAAGAUUGAUAGAAAAGUUUUGCACACAUAUCUCAAGUAUCACUACGUACCGGAUAGAAUGGUGGUUGCUGGAGUUGGUGUUGAACAUGACGAUUUGGUCCAAGCCGUUACCAAAUACUUUGUAGAUCAAAAACCCAUCUGGGAGGAACAGAGUGAUCUCAUUCUACCAGAUAACGAAAAUACUGUCGACAGGUCUAUCGCACAAUACAUUGGAGGAUGCAAUUUGGAAGAAUGCAACGUGCCAAUUUACGCUGGGCCUAGUGGCUUGCCCGAAUUGUCGCAUGUUGUUAUAGGUUUGGAGGGCUGUUCUCAUCAAGAUCCAGACUUUGUUGCUAUGUGUGUGUUAAAUAUGAUGAUGGGCGGCGGCGGCAGUUUUAGUGCAGGCGGUCCUGGUAAAGGCAUGUACACGCGUUUGUACACUAAUGUGUUGAAUAGGUAUCACUGGCUGUACAGUGCAACUGCGUAUAAUCACGCUUAUAUAGACACUGGUCUGUUUUGUAUUCAUGCUUCUUGCACGCCAUCUCAUGUGAAGGAUAUGGUAGAAGUAAUUGUGCAUGAAAUGGUCGCCAUGACAAGCGGAGUCUCAGAUUGUGAAUUAGCGAGAGCAAAAAAGCAAUUGCAGUCAAUGUUACUUAUGAAUCUGGAACAACGGCCGGUUGUAUUUGAAGAUAUUGGUAGACAAGUGUUGGCGACUGGUUCUAGGAAACGGCCAGAAUACUUCAUACAAGCCAUUGAUGCGAUAUCGAAGGAUGACAUCAACAGGGUAGCGCGACGUUUGUUGAAAUCGCCACCUUGCGUUGCGGCACGCGGCGAAGUAAAGAUGAUACCUUCUAUGGCAGACAUUCGAAACGGCUUGAUCGACGCGCAAGCGAGAGGGAAAGUAAAAACUAUACCCUUAACCAGAAGCUUAACACAAGAUACGCAAGAUUGAUUUGUUAGCUCUCGUGUAAUGGCAUUCUCGUUAUAUUCAAUAAUGAAUUUAUGAAGAAACAAAAUGUAUACAAAACCAGAGUCAAGUUUUGAUACCAAAAAUUGCGUGAGUUUUGCGUUUAAUAAAAUUUUUCAUUAUGAAGUCAA